AUGACAAACACGAAGAACACCACCAGAAAUCGAAUUAUAUAUGAUUUUUGGGACUAUCAAUUUGAGUGGACCGAUGAGCAUCUUCCACACAGUGAAUUCGAACCGUUGACUCGGACCUGUGACACUCUCGCGGAUGAGUGCAGCGAGGUGUUGGAUAAGAUCAUCGCGGACUCUGAUGACAGUGGCACACCCUUGAGGGCAGACCGAUAUGCGCUGUUGCGAGACCACCACGAGAGCCAUCCAGCGCUCGAUGAGCUCUGGACGCAGAUCAACACGGUUCCGGAAUGGGUAGAUUGGGACCAGAUCCACCGGGGUCAGGACAUAUUCUGGCGGCAUCUCGUACCGAUCACGAACGUGCUAUCAUUCCAGAGUCUACUAGGUGGCAUGGGAGCAAUCCGCGUAGGAGAGACUCUAUCCCGAACUGGCGGGUUUAGCUUACACGUCGUGCGACGUCGAUUGCUGGAGACAGCCCAGCACACGCUUCAAGUGCACCGUCUAACAGACGGGAUGAACCCCGGGGGCGAAGGACAGAUAGCCUCCGUCCGAGUGCGACUGCUGCACUCCGCCGUUCGGCGCCGGAUCAUGAGCCUCGUCAAGGAAGACCCAAGCUACUACGACGUCGAGAAGUUUGGUCUUCCCAUUAACGACUUGGACUCCUUUGCCACGAUCAAUACCUUCAGCGGCACAGUGGUCUGGCUGGGCCUGCCUCGUCAAGGGAUUCACCUAAGCGAUCAGGAGAUCGAGGACUACAUCGCGCUGUGGCGUCUAGUAGGGCACUACAUGGGCGCGCCGACAGGAUUCUUUGAAACAGCCGCCAGGGGAAAGAUUGUGUCCGAAUCGAUGAUUAUCCACGAGUUUGCCCCCGCAGAUACGGGGCGCGUUCUGGCGAGAAACAUUGCCCUAGGGCUGGAAAACACGGCGCCCCUGUACGCUUCCAAGGGAUACAUCGAUGCCUUGACCAGGCUAUUCAACGGGGACCGACUCGCCGAUGAGCUUCACGUCCCUCGCACAAAUUGGUAUUACCGCCUCCUUAUGUGGGGAUACUGCUUUUGGGUCAAGACGCAAGCCAAGACGGUUACCAAGGUGCCUUUCAUUGACCGGUUUUUGAUUGAGACCCGACGUAAGGUAGCCUGGAAUCAUCUUCUCGCCGAAGGUACCGGCCUUGGAAAGCAAACGCUAUUCGAAUUCAAAUACGUGCCGGCUUUGAACCGUCUGACGCGUCCUGGGGAGCAAAAGAGUUACAUAUUCAAGCGACCGGGUAUAGAAUUUCUGUCGUAUUUGGGCCUCUUCUCUGCAUUUGCGAGUGCAGCCACUGUUUGCAUUGGCGUUUCUCUUGUAGCUGCGAGACUGUUUCCUCAGAGUCGGGUCGUCGCAGCGACCCUUGCCAGGAGCUUACGGGGUCGUUUGGCUCUUCUUCUGAGGAAUAUAUGUCCUUCAUAG
Aspergillus campestris IBT 28561 is the source of this 1440-nucleotide messenger RNA. RefSeq names its product oxygenase MpaB family protein. Gene Ontology annotation, molecular function: oxidoreductase activity. The transcript has 4 exons. The record is from RefSeq and is a predicted model, not a curated record. Bases 1 to 1440 code for a protein of 479 amino acids. NCBI's taxonomy places the organism in Eukaryota, Fungi, Ascomycota, Eurotiomycetes, Eurotiales, Aspergillaceae.